AUGGAAUCGAAUUCGAAUAAACAAGAUGGUAAUUCACAAAGUAUCUAUCCAUCGUAUCAAGGAAUGUCUUCACCUUAUUCGUCACAUCCUCAGCAACUCACUAAUGCAACUGGUUAUGAGAAAUCAGGUGUAUUAUAUACUUCACAAACACCAUUAUAUCAACAAAAUGGUAUUGCUACUAUGCCUACCUAUCAAACAGUUUGGAAAAAUAAAUUACCAACAGCAAUAACAACUAAUUUAAGAAUGUUUUUAUUUAUUUCUGGUUUUAUCUAUUCCUUUUGGGGCAUAUCAAUGACUAGUGUUCAAGUUGCUAUUGUUAUCAAUACUUUUUCAACAUCUUAUUAUGGAUUUUAUUUAGGUGCUUUUCUGAUAAUUACAGGAAUUGUUAUGAUGGUUGUUGCAUUUCGAUCAUAUUAUCCAUUAAUUCAUCUUAAACGAAUAUAUAAUAUUAAUCUGUGUGUUUGUUUACUUGGACUAAUUUUUUCUAUUACGGAUUAUACAAGAUCAACUCGAUGCAGUUCUUCAACUUCUUCAUCGUAUUGUGAUGAUACUUUAGCAAGUCAUUUAAAAAUCAUUCUUGUAAUUACAUAUGUACUCGGUUUUAUUCAUACAAUAAUCAAUACGAGCUUCAUUUCCAAAGAACAUCAACAAACAGUAUUGAAAGCCAAUUCAGACGUUGCAAACUAUUAG
Messenger RNA from Adineta steineri, 690 nucleotides. The record is from the annotation of a GenBank genome assembly. NCBI's taxonomy places the organism in Eukaryota, Metazoa, Rotifera, Eurotatoria, Adinetida, Adinetidae.